This is a messenger RNA of Penaeus chinensis, 1788 nucleotides long. RefSeq lists its product as uncharacterized. The transcript has 2 exons. The record is from RefSeq and is a predicted model, not a curated record. Lineage: Eukaryota; Metazoa; Arthropoda; Malacostraca; Decapoda; Penaeidae. The coding region runs from base 1370 to 1786 and encodes 138 amino acids.
UGAAGCGAUGGUGUGAUAGGCUAGAUACUGUUAAGUGCUUUGCAUGCCUUCUCGCUUGCAGCUGCCACCGCUGCUAGCCUGGUGCGAAAAGGGAACAGUUGUGCGUGUCUCCCCUCCCGGCUCAUAGCCUCUCCUUCAAGAUUUCUGCACUGCCUCCUCCUUGGAGCAGCAGGAGGUCCUAAAGAUGUUUUCUGUUUCGCCAGUCUCCUACGUUUAUGCGUCACGAGAGAAUCCCAAGAAAGAAGAGGAGAGGAAUGGCGAUUUUUGGGGUCUUGUGGAUUUCAACUCCUCCCUCACUAGCUAGACGCACCAGAUCUCACACCCUCCGACUUCCGCCUGCUCACGGACCUAGAAAAGAAUCUGUGUGACUUCAAUAUCUUCGCCGCAAGCAUUCCAAAAUUCUGGGUCCUGGUCUUGGUCCAGGACACCACUAGACCCAAGGCUUCACUUUAAUGCUAAAUUCUUCUUCAGCGGCCACUAAGAUUUUCAGGGUUGCAGAUAGGCAAAGUCAACGUCGGUGACCCUGAUAUAUGAGUGUAGCUCUACCCAGUAUCCAGUACAUGCAAGUGUUGAAAAUUGUUUGUGCAAAAACACAGCUUUCACUUCUGAAUUCACAGGGAAGACAGGCCCCCACUACACUAACAGCACUUUUAGAACCAGUAUAAAGGCUUGCUAUUAUUCCAAUAAACCAUGCCGUAAUACCCUUAAAUCUCCGGAUCUCCCAGGUUGAUCACCACCAGCCUUUAAUAAUUCAGCAAGGAUGCCAAAGAUACCCACUGCUUUUCCACUCUGCAACUUGGAAAUUGCAUACCACUCGCAUCCAGAUGGUGGGUCAACCUGAAACAACUGUUCGAAGUACUCCAGCUAAAAAUCUCUUCUUCAGGCAGGGUCUACGGGCCAAGGAACGAUGCAAUCCGGAUCUCAAGUCAGUCGAACCGUGCGACAAGCAUCUGUGUUUCCCAGUGUCUCCUGCGAGAUGUAAUUGUCUUGCUUUUGGGUGAUCGCCAAUGGAUCCCUGAGCUGCAUCGAGUGUUUUGCGCUUGAAGGUUUCCCACAGCUCUGCAGGGUCUAUCAGUUUACCGGGAAAUGCGAAACGACCAGAUAUAGCUCUGGCAAAUUUCGGGGCAGACUCUCCCUCCCUUAGACUGUCCAAAUGGAACACUGAAGUGGACCUGGAGGAUAGCCACGCCCAGUCUAUGGUUGGUACCACAGAACUCGGCACUCAGGAAUACUCUGUAGUUCUAAAUCCUCCAGCGACUGCUAACAAGAAUGUGGUUCACCACAUUGCUCGGAUCCCCAUAGCAAAUCCAGCAAUGUGGCUUAGAGCACGGGUACCCGGAGCCAAAAAUCCUAUCUCUGGGACCUAGAAAUGUCCUGGAAUAGAAGGCCGUUUGCACUGCUGGGAUUAGCUCCCGAGCCAUGGGGACCGACAGACAUCACAGCCAACUUGAUCAAAGCCAGAUACCGCAUUGAAGUCAUCCAGGACAAUACGAAUUUACAAACGUUGGCAAAAGCAUACACAGCAUUAAGAGAUAUGAAGCCAAAUGCAAGGUUCAAACUCAGCGCAAUUAUACACUUAUCAAUCGGAGAAACCUCUGCUACCGAGGGCGGAAGUCUACUGGAGAUGACUAUGGCUAUUGUCAGCAAUACGUUGCAAGACCAGAUGACAGACUUUACACCUCCGUCCAAGCAGCUGCCCUUCUCCUUGGACAGGACGCAGUUGCUGCCUGGCUUUCUCUUUUCGCACAGGAAUAAACAUCCGCCCUCCAAGGAAACCGCCGCAUAAAA